AUGGAUAGGACAAUGCUGGCACAGCUCUACUGCUUUAAGGAGAUCAAGGAAGUAAAGGAAGAACCUGUAAAACUGAAAGCAAGUCUUUUUUUCCUAGCUCUGUUGGUUGAAGAAAUUGAUAUUGAUGAGUGUGCAGAGGGCAUCAUUGAGUGUCACAACCAUUCACGCUGUGUUAACCUCCCAGGGUGGUACCACUGUGAGUGCAGAAGCGGUUUCCAUGACAAUGGAAGCUAUUCUCCUUCUGGGGAGUCCUGUGUUGAUAUCGAUGAGUGUGCCUUAAAGAUCCACACCUGUUGGAAUGAUUCAGCCUGUGUGAACCUGGCAGGAGGCUUUGACUGCCUUUGUCCAUCGGGGCCAUCUUGCACUGGAGACUGUCCCCAUGAAGGUGGCUUCAAGCGGAAUGGGCAGGUGUGGACCCUGAGAGAGGACAGAGGCUCUGUUUGUUCCUGCAAGGAUGGGAGGAUUUUCUGCCGGAGAACAGCCUGUGACUGCAGGAACCCCAGUGCUGACCUCUUCUGCUGCCCGGAGUGUGACACCCGUGUCACCAGCCAGUGCCUCGAUCAGACUGGGCACAAGCUCUACCGCAGUGGGGACAACUGGACCUACAGCUGCCAGCACUGCCGCUGCCUGGAAGGAGAGGUGGAUUGUUGGCCUCUUCAGUGCCCGACCCUGAGCUGUGAGUACACGGCCAUCUCAGAAGGAGAGUGCUGUCCCCACUGUGUCAGUGACCCCUGUCUGGCUGACAACAUCACCUAUGACAUCAGGAAAACCUGUCCAGACGGCUCUGGGGUCACACGGCUGAGUGGUGCUGUAUGGACAAUGGUGGGAUCUCCUUGUACAACCUGCAAAUGCAAGAAUGGCAAUGUGUGCUGCUCAGUGGAUUUAGAGUGUCUCAACAAUAACUGACCUGGUCAGACUGGACUGAGCCGAGGGAGGAGAGCUGCUGGAGUUAACACCUGAAGGGAAGCUGUGUGCAUUGGCAUUUUAUACAACAGACAAUUACCAAAGUCUCCGAACGAGGAAGAUGUUUGGGAGUUGCCUUUGGGACCUGUCACUCUGCUCAUUCUUGCUAGCCUUGUCCGGGUGACUUCCAGUACAGUGCAUAAUAGAAAUCAAUGGUUGCUACAAGUUUUCAAUGUUGUAAAUCACACACUUUUCCUGUCAAAGAAAUUUGCAAAUAUGUUUAAAUUAUUUCAUGGGUAAACUAAUGCUGU
Sturnus vulgaris (Common starling) is the source of this 1214-nucleotide messenger RNA. Lineage: Eukaryota; Metazoa; Chordata; Aves; Passeriformes; Sturnidae. The record is from RefSeq and is a predicted model, not a curated record.